Molecule: messenger RNA, 2898 nt
Organism: Oxyura jamaicensis (ruddy duck)
Lineage: Eukaryota; Metazoa; Chordata; Aves; Anseriformes; Anatidae
Gene: KY
Product: kyphoscoliosis peptidase
Exons: 12
Coding region: 94-2148 (684 amino acids)
Source: RefSeq, a predicted model, not a curated record
CCCAGGGCACGCUCUGAAACCAGAGCCCCCGGCCGAAUCGGCUCCUUCCUCAGCCGGAGGAAGCUCGCAGGGCUUGGCGUUGGCAGAGCACGGAUGGUGACCGAGCGGGGCAGCUCAGCGUGGCAGCAGCUCGGCGGUGGCCCUGCCGCGAUGGGUACCGUGGACCUGAAGGAAGGUCCCAGCACCGUGGCGAUCAACAUGAUGCUUAUCGUCCGCCCCGAGCAGAAAGGGCAGAGGGACAGACAGGCAGACAGCGCAGGUUUGCAGGAUGACGGAAAUGGAAACAACAGACCACAACCGUCACAGGGGAGAGACCUUAGUGGCCAGCAAGCCUCCGAGGAGCCCUACAAGCAGAGGCAAACCAUUACUUCGUACACAAAUGAAGGAACCCAGGUGACAGUGGAGGUCCAUCCCAGGAACACCACUCCGCAGCUCUUCAAGAAGCUCUCCUUCAGGAAAGGUUCCCAGAGGCAGCCCAGCCUGAGAGGCCAGGACAACAAAGUUUUCGAAAGGACCGAAGCCCCACAGCCACCAAGUGGGAAAGACCUGCAUGCGUAUCCAUGGGACAAAUCCUCUUUGAAAUCCAUGCCAGUAGAUCUUCAGCAAUUAGAGAAGCUGGAUGCCUACGCAUUAAAAGUGAACGUCAAGAGCAGCAUAGAGGAGCUUGUUCAAGCCCUGCUUAAACAAGCCCGGACCGACCUGGAGAAAGUCCGCGCCAUAUGGACGUGGAUAUGCCAUCACAUAGAGUACGACGUAGUGGGCUUCCAUAACAAAAGCCAGCGGUUGUGCAGUCCCAUAGAUGUACUGCGGACGGGGAAGAGUGUUUGUGAGGGAUACGCUGCGCUCUUUCAGCAAAUGUGCAGCAUUGCAGGAAUCCAGUGCAUGAAACUAUCGGGAUACUCUAAGGGGUAUGGGUACAAGAUUGGGCAGGUCUUCAAGGGGGACUCCAACCAUGCCUGGAACGCCGUCUACCUGGAAGGAAGGUGGCACUUACUGGAUAGCACCUGGGGAAGCGGUAUUGUUAACAAGACUUCAGACAAGUUCACCUUCAGAUACAACGAGUUUUAUUUUCUGACUCACCCAGCUCUGUUCAUUAACGAUCACUUCCCAAAUAACAGUAAUUGGCAGCUUCUCAAACCAACUCUGACGCUGAAGGAAUUUGAGAAUACCGUGCACUGCAGCAGUGACUUCUACAAGCUGGGCCUGCUGACCGUGCACCCAGAUACAGCUGUCAUCCGAACAGUCAAUGGAACAGCCACCAUAUCAGUGGAUUGCCGCUCUUCCACGUUAUUUACAUUUUCACUGAAGGGAAGAGAAAAACAUGGCUUACUGUCUUUGAGGAAACACGGAAUGAAGCUGGAGAUCUACCCACAGAGUACAGGGCGCCAGGAACUGGAGAUCUUUGCCAAACCCUCCAACUCCCCAGAAAAGGUCUACAACCAGGUGUUGCAGUAUGUUGUCGAGUGCACGUCUGUGGACAAGAGCAUUCACUUCCCAAAGGACCUAGACCAGCCCGUUGGACCAAGCUGGUUCUCAGAGCACCAGGGGUUCCUGAGGCCGUCACAGCCCGACCCAGUCAUCCACACCAACGACGGACGGUGCUCUUUCACCUUCACCCUGGGAAAGGACAUAAGCAUCUUACCCACGCUGCACUCUGAUAACAGCGGCCUGACAGAGGAUAGGAGAAGGCAGCACAUCAUGCAAAUCCAUCGUGGCAACCAAGUUGAGUUUAUGGUCCAUCUCCCCCAUGCAGGGAACUUUGUUCUGAAAUUCUUUGCCAAGAAGAAGUCAGAUCCUGGCAAUUAUACCUACGUCUUCAACUACCUCAUCACUUGCCUGAACACCGAAGUGAAGUGGCCGGCUUUCCCUCAGACCUACAGCAACUGGGCGAAUGACUACGAAAUACUGGAGCCACUCUCCGGGCUGCUUCCAGCCAAUCGCAACGUGCAGUUUAAACUCAAAAUGCACGGGAUAUCAAAGGUGCUAGUUCAGGCCAAGGACACUCACACGCUGACCCUGAGCAGAGGCGGCUUCUGGGAGGGAACCUGCAACACCGCGGGAUGCACAGAGUUGUUCGUUAUGGUGCAUGAGAACGCCAACCACAACUUCUACUCCCACGUCCUCAAGUACGAGGUUGAGGCCCCGUAACAGCCCUUCCUUCACUCCAGCUCUCCUGCAUGAACCAACAUGCCUGAAAACAAUACAGCUGUAAGAGAUCAUUAGUUCUCUCAAUCACGUUCAUUCAUUUGACAAAUGCAGAGCAACACCUGCAUGCUUUUGCAAGAUCAAGGGCUCAAAGGGGUUCAAGGAGGCAGAAAAUCCUUUUAUGAAGAGAGCAGCAAUGGAAGGAAUUAGAUAAAACUCUGACCUAUGUUUCUGUAACAUCAUCCAGACUGACGUUUUGACAGAAACGACUGGCUAUCACGACACAGAUCGUGGCACGUCAGCAGUGAUGGCUAGUUUCUAAAUUAUGGACCAUAGGAGAAGUUUUAUCAUGGCUACUUAAGAGAAGAAUCCACCUAGUUUUGGGGCAGGAUGAAGGAAUUACGCUCUGUUUUUCAGCAGCAAUAUAGGACAUGAGGAAUUUCACGAUAUUUAAAGCAGGCUUCUGUACAACUUUAGUUGCAAAAUACAUCCCAAGAGAGAGAGAACUGUUAAGAAGGAGAUACAAAGUGAAGUUUUCUUGUGCACUUCAUUGUCUUACAAAUUUAACUGAUACUGCGAAAUGACUUCUUACACUGAAUCUUAAAUUCAACAAAAUGAUUUUUACCUUUUUAUAUUAGAGCAUUUGAAUUGUAAGCACUUUUUCUGUAAUAUUAGCACUGUAAUCGUAGCUCAAGCAUAGCGGUGUUUCUGUAAUUAAAACUACAGUGAAAGGAGAAUAAAGUUUUCAAAAAU